CCUCCAGGCGGAAGUUUUCAGGACCUGGCACCCCAUUUUUACCUUCACGUAAAUAAGAAAACAAUCACACACACGCAUACAACAAAACUCUCGGUGCGAUUAAAGAAAUGACAAAACUUGACAAAGCCUCCAACCUGGACGUGAGUUGAGAACGACUCUCUGCACGUGCAUCCUCAAAGCAACAAAAGACAAAAGUGCGGGUCUUUACGUGCAACGUGUUGACGAGUGCAACAGGAGUGUUGUCAUACGGUUAGCACUAGGCUAGGCUAAGCUAACAGGCUGUACCUCACAGUUUGUUGACAUUAGCUAACCUGUGUUUUCUGCUUGUUCCUGCACGGUGCAAGAUGCUUCCCUGUUAGCCACUUCCGGCCGCGCUUAAAACCCGGAAGCCAGUUAUGGAAGAUCGUUUGCUUUAAGACUCAUAUCUAUUUAGCACGUCUUAUCUGAUUCUGUGUUUAUGGUUAAAAUAUAUUUAACGAAACGUCAAUCAAGCGAGAGCCACGUGACAUGCUCGCGGGGAAUGCGAGGCGGUUUGACGAAAGUGCGACACCGUGUCCGCAGAGUUCCGGUGCCGCGGGGGUUCACCAUCUCUUCAUGUAGGUUCCAUGGAGCCGGCAAGGCAGCUCCGGUGAAUCAGAAACGGAACGCGGCCCCCUUCCAGCAGCACCAUUUUUUUUUUGUUGUGUAUUAUUCUUUUUUUUUUAAUUCUUAUUAAUCCAGCUCGUCCACACAAACCGCUACCGGACACCUCCCGCUGCUCCGGGGGUUGUCACCGCAUCUGCAGCCGGGAAUGCACUCGGUAUCAAAGAGGAUACACGCGGGCUGCAGCGCUGGUGGUUACUAGCAGAAAAGUUCCGCCUUGUGGAGGAAUCUGGGAAAUAAAAGGAAAGUUUACGAGGCUUCAUGAGGAAAGUGAAGCUGGUCGAGACUCCCCCGCUGGAGGAGAUGGUGAAGGCCCGUGUGGGUCAUGGAGGAGCAGAGUUCACUGGUGUUGCCCGUGAAUGAGAGAAACUCGCAGACCUCCUCAGAUCUACUCGCCCCAGGCCGACGUCCUCUGGAUGGGUCACAAAGAAACUUCAGCGGGGAGGAGAAGAUUAUGUUGGCUGACCCGGCCUCUGCUCACACUGAUGUCAACAUAGUUUUACAGCUCUAAUUUACUUUGGCUACCUAUUGAGUUUUUUUUGAUUCUCUGGAUAUAUUCAAGUGACACUCGGUGGAGCGAUAGUAGUUGUCUUGCUCGGCUUCUUCAUGCCCGUCAUGAGUGUACCUGCCCAGCAGAAACCCAGCGCCAAGAGGACGGGCAAACGCAUCACAUUUUUCAACGAACAAAGCGUAGCAAUGAAGGAGACGUCUCAGCACCCUGAAGGGUCCUACUAUGUCCCAGGGGCCACCGCCUCAGACCCCGGACAGAGCGAGGCCGCCAGUACCGUGACCUCCAACCCAGAGGGCCCUCACAUGUUCCUCAACUCCGUCAUCUUCAGCCCAGACAAAGGUGACCAGAGCAGGGGUCACUAUCAACAGACUGUUCCGAUGAAGUGGGCCCAACAGGAGCCCAAUCAGCAGCAGCCCUCGCUGUCCCAGCAGCAGAGAGCUGCCUCCUGGAACCCCAUAAGUAACUGGGGUCAAAACUUUUCAAAUUACAUGGGAGGAGUUAACGUAACGGACUCAAGGACUCAGAAUGCGUUCGCAAAGUCGAUGCACGAGACCUCGGGCAUGCAGCCGCAUCAACAGCCCGCUAACAGGGCUACAGACAAGCAGCCUCUAGGAGCCCCAGAUGCCUACAGGGAUGCAGUCAAGGCUCAGGGCAUGGAGUGGGAGCAGCAGCAGCAGUCCCAGGCCUUUCAGGAAUCUUUAAAACCCGGGGCACUGAACCCCACACAGUCCCUCCAAGGAGGAAGCUCAGUUUUGCAGCCCUUCCAGUUGGCCUUUGGUCAGCCCAAGCAGCACCUGCCAGCCUACUACCAGUCCUUUCAGGGCAACAGGACAACCCUACCCAACCCACCUAACUACUCAACGCAGGCUAAACCCCCACAACAGCUACAGCAGCUGCAGAAGCAGGAGCAGAUACAGCGCCAGCAGCAUCACAUCAUCCAGCAACAGAUUCAGCAGCAGCAGCAUCAACAUCAAAUGCAGCAGCAACAAAUCAUUCAGCAUCAACAGCAUGUGCAGCAACAUCUACAGCAGCAGCAGCAGAUACAGCACGAGCAGCAGCAACAAAAGAUGCAGCAACAUCAACAGCAGCAAAUGCAACAACAGCAACAGCAGCUGCAUAUUCAGCAGCAAAUGCAACAUCAGCAGUUGCAACAACAAAACCCUCAUGUGCUUGACUAUUAUUCUGCUGCUCGAAAUGCACACCCGCAGCCCCAUCCCCAGCCUGUGGUGGUACACUCCCAGGAGUCCUCUGCUCCCGCUCCCCCAAAGAUCCAGGAACCAGCCAUCCAGGACAUCACCCCUGAACCCCAGCAGUCGCCCGACCCCCUGCAGCCCCCUCUCCCCUCCGUGCCCCUGCCCCAGCCCCAGACACAGACUCAAUCCCAAACGCAGCUCCGUAGAUCGCGGCGGCUCUCGAAGGAAGGAGGAGCGCCGUCCGACAACCCUUUCCUCUCGGCCUCUGCGGAUCAGGCGGCCACGGGGCUGCAGGUCUCUCAGAACGGGGGCCGAGACAUCCAGGCAGCCCCGACGGGCGUCAUCCAGAGCACACGCAGGAAACGUAGGGUGUCCCAGGAGGUCAACCUGGAGACUCUCGCUCAGAAGGCCUCAGAAAUGGAGUCUCUACCACCACAUGUUCUCAAGGACCCCCACCGGCCGUGGAGCCCCACCGCCUCAGAGGGCCUGCACGCCAAGCGGCAGCGAGACGACAACCUUCUGCCGCUCGUCAUCCCCGUGUCGGUUCCGGUGCGGCGGCCGGAGCCCUCGUCCCCGGACAGAGAUGAAGCGGCCCUGGCUUCAGGCUGGCCCCCCAGGCCCUCCCACCCCCAGGACCUCGGCCGUGCAGACCACCAACCCUCGGUCAUUGUCACACGGAGACGCUCACUCAGGAACUCCUUGUCAGAGAGCUCAGAGCAGAAUGGCGGCACAGAGGGGGAGAAAGAGGACGACGGCAAAAAGUCCAAACGGCGUCCCCGGCCCGAGCCCCUCUUCAUCCCCCCGCCCAAACCGGGCUUAUUCAUUGCUCCGACCCCCUACUGCAGCAUCACACCUUACCAGAGCCACCUGCGCUCGCCUGUGCGGCUGGCCGACAACCCCCUCACCAUGCCCCCUUACACACCUCCGCCGAUCCUCAGCCCCGUCCGCGAGGGCUCGGGCCUCUACUUCUCCACCUUCCUGUCCUCGGCUGCAGCCGGCAGCCAGGGCCUGCCGCCGCCUGUCACGCCCAAGUCGGCCACACGCAGCCUGUUACGUUCCAACAGCUGUGACAUCACACCCCCGGUUCUGUCUGCGAUGUGCGAGGCCACUCCGGUCAGCAUCGAGCCACGGAUCAACAUUGGGUCGCGGUACCAGGCAGAGGUUCCGGAGCUGAGGCAGCGGUCAGGUGUCGAGCUCGAUCCCCAUCGAGCCGAUCUGGUUUGGUCUCCGUUGAACGAGCUGCAGGAAAAACCGGACUUCCAUCAGAAAGUGGAAGAUCUCAUGCACCUGGCCUGCUCCAGUGUUCUGUGUGGAGGGGGCACCAACCAGGAGCUGGCUCACCAUUGUCUGUACGAGUGCAAAGGCGACAUAAUGGCUGCUCUGUCGCUCCUGAUGCUGAGGAAUCCAAUUUUCCCAAAGUCUCAUCGUCUGACAGACUUCCACUACUCAGGAUCCGACAGCUGGACGGCAGCUGAGAGACGCCAGUUCAACAAAGGCAUCACCGCGUACAAGAAGGAUUUCUUCAUGGUGCAGAAACAGGUGACCACGAAGACAGUAGCACAGUGUGUGGAGUUUUACUACACGUACAAGAAACACGUGAAGAUCGGCCGCAGCGGGGCGCUGAUGUACGGGGAGGCGGAGCCGCUGGACAGCAGGAGCACAGAGGAGGAGACGGACCAGAAGGUCUCUCACAGGCUGGAGCCCCAGCGGGAGGAGGACAGCAGGAAGUGGGAAGGGUCAGCUGACAGGAAACAGGAUGUGGGCUCCACCAGAGUGUCGCAGCCGCUGCAGCCCACCGAGAAACCCGGGACCGUCCUGAUCAUGAAGGGCCAGGAGGACGCCGGGAGGGAGAAGCCUCCGCCCCGGGUCGUCCACCCCCCCCACCCGCCUGCACCCGCCUCCAAGCCGAGCCGCGAGGACAGCGCCCGGCGGACGAGCCCCGCGGCGCCCGCCAAAGUCCCCGCGGCUCCGGAGGGAGAGUUCCCCUGCAAGAAGUGUGGCAGGAUCUUCUUCAAGGUGAAGAGCCGCAGCGCCCACAUGAAGAGCCACGCCGAGCAGGAGAAGAAGGCGGCGGCUCUGCGGCAGAAAGAGGCCGACGAGCGAGCGGCGGCGGCGAAGGCGGCGGCCGACGCGGCGGCUGCUCUGGCGGCUCGGCAGCACAACGGGACCCGGCAGCUGGGCGGGGGGGACAGCACCAACGACGACUCGUCGGACAGGGACGACGAGGACGACGCGGACUGGCAGUGAGAGGACGGACACACACUCUGACUGUUGAUUGGCUGGUUCUCUGGGAAGCGGACGAGGACGGAUCCCCCCCGGUGGACAGAUCGCUGAGCAAGACGACUUCCGUUGCUCUGCACAUUCAGGGACAGACUUCCCUCCUGCGUACGUGACUGAGUGGGAAUGUGUGGAGUGAGUGAGUGAGUGAGUGUGUGUGUGUGAGUGUGUACUG
Molecule: messenger RNA, 4798 nt
Organism: Pleuronectes platessa (European plaice)
Lineage: Eukaryota; Metazoa; Chordata; Actinopteri; Pleuronectiformes; Pleuronectidae
Gene: mideasb
Product: mitotic deacetylase associated SANT domain protein b
Exons: 13
Coding region: 1249-4593 (1114 amino acids)
Biological process (GO): regulation of transcription by RNA polymerase II; negative regulation of DNA-templated transcription
Cellular component (GO): histone deacetylase complex; transcription regulator complex
Molecular function (GO): transcription corepressor activity
Source: RefSeq, a predicted model, not a curated record